UAAUAUCAAUUGGUUAUCUAGUGAUUUAGAUAAAUUAACAGAUACAGAAUCAUCAUGUAGUUUUUCAUUAUUUGUAAAAGAAAAUGAAACAGAUUAUAAAAUUAAAGAUAAUAAGCAGUCUAACAAUAGUAAAAACAAGAUUAAACAAUGUGUGAUUACAGAAAUAAAAGAUGGUAAACUAAAACAUUGUUUAAAUAAAACUUAUAGACAAAUUAAACAAAUUAUAAGAAUGUAA
Racocetra fulgida is the source of this 235-nucleotide messenger RNA. The record is from the annotation of a GenBank genome assembly. NCBI's taxonomy places the organism in Eukaryota, Fungi, Glomeromycota, Glomeromycetes, Diversisporales, Gigasporaceae.